AUACUGUAUUUAGGGUCGCGAGAUGUCGACAGUUUUAUAAUCGAUAGUUCUCAUCUAAAAAUGAUAAUCCUAUCUGUAGUUCGAAGUUUUGGUUAUUGUAAUGUUUUGGAUCUACGAGGUUCUAUCGCAUCGAUACCACACCUCGGACACUUCAUAUAAUAAUCUCAUUCUUAACGUGUGUCGCCUUACUACGUAAGUUCGAGCGACAUAGACCGUAAAAGUAGUGUAAAAUUAGCCCAAAUGCAAUUCCCGUCGUAAUUUCUACAGCCACUUCAGUGCCGUUAUUCCUUCAACCAAAGUAAGACCCAGAGGGGGUGGUGAGGCAAAUCUAAUUCGGUUCCCGAUACAAAGUGCGCGAGUUACGUUCUUUAUUUUAUGUCGAUAGUUUCGAUACUAUCGAUAGUCGACUACCGAUUGACAACACUCACUAGCCGUAUUGCAGUGCGAUUUUUCGCGACUCGCGUAUUUCGUUUCAGUCAGUCAGUAAAUACUUUGUCAGUGACUAAACGUAUUGUAGUGAUUUUAUUUUAUUUGUCACAUUUUUUCACAAAAACACGAGUUAUUUUACUGUGUAAUAGUAACAGCAUUUGUAUACAUAUAUAUAAAAUAAUGAAAGUACUGGAGUUAUACAGAUAAGACUUGUUUAAACGCCAGCUCCAAAAUGGGACCGCCUAAAAAGUUAAAGAAAUAUGACUCGAAAGGCGGAAGUGAUAGAUCAGGCAAGAAAAAAAAAAUAGAGGAAGAGACAAUAGACCUGGUAGAUGAUGACAACACGGAGAAUGUGGGUGUCCCUGGAGCGGCCAUGCAGGAUGCUGAGAAAAAUGACCAGGUGCCUGAGGAUGAGUUUGGUGCCAAAGAUUACAGGAGUCAGAUGGCAUUGAAACCAGAUAAUACCAGCCGGCCUUUGUGGGUAGCUCCCAAUGGACACAUAUUUUUAGAGGCCUUCUCUCCUGUAUAUAAACACGCUCACGACUUCUUGAUAGCCAUAGCUGAACCUGUCUGCAGACCACAACACAUACACGAGUACAAGUUAACAGCAUAUAGCUUGUACGCGGCGGUGUCGGUGGGGCUACAAACUGGUGACAUAAUUGAGUACCUACAACGACUGAGCAAGUGUGCGGUGCCUGCAGGCAUUAUUGAGUUCAUACAGCUUUGCACAUUGUCUUAUGGAAAGGUGAAGCUUGUACUCAAACAUAACCGAUAUCUAGUAGAAAGCAAGCAUGUGGAAGUUCUUCAAAAGUUACUGAAAGAUCCAGUGAUACAACAGUGCCGAUUGAGGCGUGAUGGCGAUGACGAACUACUGGCCUCAGCUCUACCCAACAAGCCUGUUGCAUCCGCUUCUAAACCUGGUGAAGAGAAACCAGGAACGAGUGCAGGAGUGCCUGAGGAUAUCAGUCAGUUCUACCAACAACUGGAUAAGGAGGACGACGACGACGAAGCCACAGAGAUAGCCGCGAACGCCGCCGUCGCUUUCGAAGUGGACCCUGACAAAAUUGAGGUGAUACAAAAGCGCUGCAUCGAGCUGGAGCACCCGUUACUAGCGGAGUAUGACUUCCGCAACGACACCAUCAACCCGGACAUCAACAUCGACCUCAAGCCCACCGCCGUGCUCCGGCCGUAUCAGGAGAAAAGCCUGCGAAAAAUGUUCGGAAAUGGACGCGCUAGAUCUGGAGUGAUAGUGCUGCCGUGCGGCGCGGGCAAGUCCCUGGUGGGUGUGACGGCGGUGUGCACGGUGCGGAAGCGCGCGCUCGUGCUCUGCAACUCGGGUGUGUCCGUGGAGCAGUGGAAGCAGCAGUUCAAGUGCUGGUCCACCGCAGAUGACAGCAUGAUCUGCAGAUUCACAUCAGAAGCAAAGGACAAGCCGAUGGGUGCAGGCAUUCUCAUCACGACAUAUUCCAUGAUCACACACGGACAACGGCGCUCGUGGGAAGCGGAGCAAACCAUGAAGUGGUUGCAGGCGCAGGAGUGGGGUCUAGUGGUGUUAGACGAGGUGCACACCAUCCCCGCCAAGAUGUUCCGCCGCGUGCUCACCAUCGUGCACUCGCACAGCAAACUCGGUUUGACAGCGACGCUGCUCCGCGAAGACGACAAGAUCGCGGACCUGAACUUCCUGAUCGGGCCGAAGCUAUACGAGGCCAACUGGCUGGAGCUGCAGGCUAACGGGUACAUCGCGCGCGUACAGUGCGCGGAGGUGUGGUGCCCUAUGACGCCCGAGUUCUACCGCGAGUACCUCAUACAGAAGAUAAACAAAAAGAUGUUGCUGUACGUAAUGAACCCAUCGAAGUUCCGAGCUUGCCAGUUCCUGAUCCGCUAUCAUGAGAAGCGCGGUGACAAAACCAUAGUAUUCUCAGACAACGUCUUCGCUCUUCGGCACUAUGCGGUGAAAAUGAACAAGCCUUACAUCUACGGACCCACGUCUCAGAGUGAAAGGAUACAGAUCCUGCAGAACUUCAAGUUCAAUCCGAAAGUGAACACGAUAUUCGUGAGCAAAGUCGCGGACACCAGCUUCGAUCUGCCUGAAGCGAACGUGUUGAUUCAGAUAUCGUCCCACGGUGGCUCGCGACGACAAGAGGCGCAAAGAUUGGGUCGUAUCCUACGAGCGAAGAAGGGAGCCCUGGCCGAAGAAUAUAAUGCCUUCUUCUACACCCUCGUGUCACAAGACACGCUGGAAAUGGCGUACAGUAGGAAGAGACAACGGUUCUUGGUCAACCAGGGUUACAGCUACAAGGUUAUCACAGAACUGAAGGGCAUGGAUCAGGAAGCGGACUUGUUCUAUGGAACUCGCGAGGAGCAAGGCAUGCUUUUACAACAAGUGCUGGCGGCGUCGGAGACGGACUGCGAGGACGAGCGCGAGGGCGGCGCGGGCGCGGGCGGCGCGCGGCGCGCGGCCGGCUCGCUGGCGUCGCUGGCCGGCGCCGACGACGCGCUCUACCUGGAGCACCGCCGCAACGCGCAGCACAACAAGCACCCGCUCUUCAAGAAGUUCCGAUACUAAAUAUAUUUAAACAAGAUGAGAAGGGAAUACCUGAGUGGGCGAUUGUGGAACUACAGGGUCUCAUUCAGAUGAAAAAAGAAGGCGCAGCAGGUCCCACUGUCGUUGGUGACCUUCACUACUUCAACCGGAACCGUCACCCCGUCCU
Messenger RNA from Pectinophora gossypiella (pink bollworm), 3140 nucleotides. RefSeq names its product general transcription and DNA repair factor IIH helicase subunit XPB (gene hay). The transcript has 16 exons. The coding region runs from base 662 to 2995 and encodes 777 amino acids. Gene Ontology annotation, biological process: transcription initiation at RNA polymerase II promoter; nucleotide-excision repair. The record is from RefSeq and is a predicted model, not a curated record. NCBI's taxonomy places the organism in Eukaryota, Metazoa, Arthropoda, Insecta, Lepidoptera, Gelechiidae. Gene Ontology annotation, cellular component: transcription preinitiation complex; transcription factor TFIIH holo complex; nucleotide-excision repair factor 3 complex. Gene Ontology annotation, molecular function: 3'-5' DNA helicase activity; DNA binding; ATP binding.